Drepanopeziza brunnea f. sp. 'multigermtubi' MB_m1 is the source of this 519-nucleotide messenger RNA. RefSeq lists its product as uncharacterized. NCBI's taxonomy places the organism in Eukaryota, Fungi, Ascomycota, Leotiomycetes, Helotiales, Drepanopezizaceae. The record is from RefSeq and is a predicted model, not a curated record.
AUGCAUCUCCUCAUGCUCUGCAUCCGCCUCGGCGCAGCCGCUGCUCUGUCAUCCCAAGUCCUAGCCAUACGCACCACCAAACCGCACACCACGAAAUCGCACACCACGAAAUCCCACUCGGCGAAAAACCCCUAUACAGAACCCAUCCGCGUCUUGACAAUCACCUCCGACCCGAAAUCCCCGACAGGCACAAGCUCGGCAUCAGCCAGCUUCCCUACCACAACUAACACCUACGCCCACGGCAACCCCCUCUGCGCCAUCCCGGGCUUCACCCUCGUGCCCGGCUCCUACAACGAGACGAUCCAGCAGGCCUCGGGCUCCACCCUCAAGUGCUGCCUCGCCGCGUGCGUGGCCGACGACGGCGACUUCGCCACCGGCAGGUACAAGUGCAUGAGCAUCGCCUUCAACGCCCGCUACGGCGAGUGUCUGUUCUUUGACGCCUUCGUCGAGGAUACCCAGCUGGAGAUCGAUGCCAGUAGCGAGUUUGUGCAUUAUGAUUUGCCGUGUGAGGUUGAGUGA